Symbiodinium sp. CCMP2592 is the source of this 297-nucleotide messenger RNA. The record is from the annotation of a GenBank genome assembly. NCBI's taxonomy places the organism in Eukaryota, Dinophyceae, Suessiales, Symbiodiniaceae.
AUGCGGCUUGUGCGCGACUGCAUAAUGCGGCUGAUGCCCUGGGGAACACGGCCCUGCACUGCGCGGCUAAGGCUGGGGAGGCUGCUGCAGGGAGUUUGUUGGUGGAGUGCAGCGCGGAUGUCAACAUUGUGGAUGCCCAUGGCAACACACCUCUCAUCCUUGCCGGCAUCCACGAUAAGCGUCUGGUGGCCUCAAUGCUGCUUUGGGGUGGAGCCGAGCGAGAUCAGCAGAAUCAUCGCGGCAACACGGCGCUGCACGAAGCGGCCAUCAGCGGCGCCAAAGACGUCGCCUGGCUGA